UCUCUCUCUCUCUCUCUCUCGUCUCAACCCUGCGAUAUUGCAUCUCGCUUCGUCUCCGCAGAUUUUCUAAGAUUGAAGUUUCUCUUUCCAAUGGCCGGUCAGAGGAAUAGUUAUGGAAAGCGUUCCCAUUCUCAAUCUGACUACGCAGAUGAUGGAGGAAAUAAAAGGAGAAAUCAUGGCAAUGAUAGAGAUUCUUUUUCUAUUGGACCAGAAGAUACUGUGUACAGGUAUUUAUGCCCUGGAAAGAAGAUUGGAAGUAUUAUAGGAAGGGGAGGGGAGAUUGUUAAGCAAUUAAGGGCAGAGAGUAAGUCAAAAAUAAGGAUUGGUGAGACUGUGCAAGGAGGUGAGGAGCGUGUUGUCACUUUAUACAGCUCAAGUGAGGAAACUAAUGAAUGGGAUGGCAUUGACAAUACUCUUUGUCCAGCCCAAGAUGCUCUUUUUAAGGUGCAUGACAGAGUUGUUGCUGAUGACUUGGCUGCUGACGAGGACACAGAGGAAGUUCCACAAGUAACUGCUCGGCUUCUUGUACCAUCCGAUCAGAUUGGAUGUAUCAUUGGGAAAGGUGGACAGAUAGUUCAGGAUAUUCGUAGUGAAACUGGUGCCAAUGUUCGAAUUAUGAAGGACAAGCAUUUGCCUCUUUGUGCAUUGAAUUCUGAUGAACUUGUGCAGAUAUCCGGCGAAGCCUCUGUUGUGAGGAAGGCUCUAUAUCAAAUUGCAUCUCGCUUGCACGACAAUCCAUCUCGGUCCCAGCACAUGCUGGCUUCUGCCGUGCCCAAUGUUUAUCCUCCUGGUGGUUCACUUGUGGGUUCUGCUGGUGGCCCAAUUGUGGGAUUAACUCCACUAGUGGGUGCUUAUGGGGGAUAUAAAGGUGAGAGUGGAGACUGGUCACGGUCUUUUUACUCAGCUCCAAGGGAUGAAGCAUCUUCAAAAGAAUUUUCUAUUCGUUUGGUUUGCCAUACUGCAAAUAUCGGAGGCGUGAUUGGCAAGGGUGGUCUUAUAAUCAAUCAAAUCAGGCAAGAGUCAGGAGCACAUAUUAAAGUUGAUAGUGCAGCUGCUGAAGGAGAUGAUUGUAUAAUAACUAUAUCCGCCAAAGAGUUGUUUGAAGACACAUUCUCUCCAACAAUCGAAGCAGCAACACGCUUGCAACCCAGGUGCAGCGAGAAAGUUGAAAGAGAUUCAGGUCUUACCUCAUUCACAACCCGUCUACUAGUGCCAACGUCUCGAAUUGGUUGCCUUAUUGGAAAAGGUGGAUCUAUAAUUAGUGAGAUGAGGAGAAUCACCAAAGCUAAUAUUCGCAUACUUUCAAAAGAAAAUCUUCCCAAGGUUGCAUCCGCCGAUGAUGAGAUGGUACAGAUUGCUGGAGAUCUUGAUAUUGCGAAGGACGCUCUUGUGCAAGUAACCUCACGGUUGAGAGCAAAUCUUUUCGAUAGGGAUGGUGCCGUCUCUGCUUUUGUGCCUGUUCUUCCGUACCUUCCUAUGUCGAUGGAUUCCUCAGAUGUUUCGAAAUAUGAGAGCAGAGAUAGUAGAAGACAUGGGCGAGGACAUUCUUAUUCCGGUGGAUAUGGCGGCUCUGGUGAUUUGCAAGCUGGCGAUGGGUAUGGUAAUUAUGGUGGUUUUCAGAGUGGUAGUGGUUAUGGAGCCUAUGGUGGUUAUUCCUCUGGACGUACUGGCGGUUCUGGAUCUGGACAAAACCCUGUUUCACGGCGUAAAAAUUAUGGUUACUAAUUUUUGAUGCUGUUGGCUUGCUCAUACGGUCAGAUGAAUUAUGGCACCACUGGUUUUGCUCCUUUGGUUAAGAUUAUUUUCAAAUAUCCUAUAAUCGUAUAUUUAUUAUAUUACCAUAUGGGCCGAGAAGCUCACGAUGACUACCACAUGACGAUGUAUACGCAGUGAAGGGUGGCUGUAUCAGCAUUUUUAUUCCAGAGGUAAGAUUGGAUGCUGUCUUCUAGUUGAAAUUUUCACGAUAACAAUUUUAUCUGAAGGAUUCUUAUGGACCACUCUUGAUUUACGACAGUCACUGGAGAUGGAG
Molecule: messenger RNA, 2029 nt
Organism: Ilex paraguariensis (yerba mate)
Lineage: Eukaryota; Viridiplantae; Streptophyta; Magnoliopsida; Aquifoliales; Aquifoliaceae
Source: the annotation of a GenBank genome assembly